GGGGAGCCACCAGGAAGGUAAUAUUGAAGAAGAAAAAAGGAAAUUCAAAAAAAAAAAAAAAAAAAAAAAAGGGGAAAGAAAAAGUUAAUUUGUCAAGUUUUUACAGCUCUGAGAAAACGAAUACGAACCCAAUUAGAAAAGAGAGAGAGAGAGAGAGAGAGAGAGAGAGAGAGAGCCUCACUGUCAUGCACUUUGGCGCUACUCGUCGGAAAUUGCAAAAAGUAAGAGUUCGUAAAAGUGCUUCUUCUCUCUUCUCAUUUGUGCAUUUUCUUUAUUAGGGUUUUUUUUUGGAAAAAUAUUUUUUUUUCUCUUUGUUUCGAAUCCACUAAAGCUGAUCCAGAAUCCCCACUUGCUUUCGACUCGCUCGGUCUGACUCGAUCUAUGUACAAUUCAAAGAAGUUGAAUGGCGUCUUCAUCGUCGGUGAAUAACAGUCGCAUUGAAAAUUUGAUAGCUGCAAGCAAGUCGCUGAGACUUAGCUUAGAGAAAUCUAAGGCUCUAGGGUUAGCUCUUGAAAGAGCAGGACCGAGAUUCGAAGAGAUUAACCAGAGAUUGCCUUCCCUUGAAGCUGCUGUCAGACCCAUUCGAGCUGAUAAGGAAGCUCUUGUUGCCGUUGGUGGUCAUAUUAACCGUGCUGUUGGCCCAGCAGCAGCUGUGCUUAAGGUGUUUGAUGCAGUUCAUGGGCUCGAAAAGUCUCUGUUAUCGGAUCCGCGGAAUGAUCUUCCUGGCUAUUUAUCGGUGUUGAAACGUCUGGAAGAGGCUUUGAGGUUUUUGGGUGAUAACUGUGGAUUGGCUAUUCAGUGGUUGGAGGAUAUAGUGGAGUACUUGGAGGAUAAUGCGGUUGCGGAUAACCGGUACCUUUCAAAUCUAAAGAAGUCGCUGAAAAAUCUUAGAGAAUUGCAAAACGAUGAGGAGAGGGCCCGGCUCGAUGGUGGCCUUCUAGAAGCCGCAUUGGACAAAUUAGAAAAUGAGUUCCGCCAACUCCUCAUUGAACAUAGCGUGCCACUUCCUAUGUCAUCGUCAAUUGGAGAGCAAGCCUGCAUUGCACCAUCACCAUUGCCUGUUACUGUCAUUCAGAAAUUGCAGGCAAUUCUUGGGAGGUUGAUCGCUAAUAAUAGGCUAGAGAAGUGCAUAUCUAUUUAUGUCGAAGUUAGGAGUUCAAAUGUUAGGGCUAGUUUGCAGGCUCUUGAUUUGGAUUAUCUUGAAAUAUCUAUUUCAGAGUUUAAUGACGUCCAGAGCAUAGAAGGCUAUAUAGAGAAAUGGGGAAAGCAUUUGGAGUUUGCAGUGAAACACUUGUUUGAGGUGGAGUAUAAGCUCUGUAACGAUGUUUUUGAGAGGAUUGGAUUGGAUGUAUGGAUGGGUUGCUUUGCAAAGAUAGCUGCUCAAGCUGGUAUUCUUGCAUUUCUUCAAUUUGGGAAGACUGUUACGGAAAGUAAGAAAGACCCUGUAAAGCUUCUGAAGUUGUUGGAUAUAUUUGCAUCCUUGAACAGGUUGAGGCUGGACUUCAACCGGCUUUUUGGUGGAGCAGCAUGCAUUGAAAUCCAAAACCUAACAAGGGAUCUCAUCAAGAGGGUAAUUGAUGGAGCAGCCGAGAUUUUCGGGGAGCUUCUGGUUCAGGUGGAGUUACAAAGGCAGACUCCGCCUCCUCAAGAUGGGGGAGUACCAAGAUUGGUGAGCAUCCUUACGGAUUAUUGUAAUAAACUGCUUGGUGAUAAUUAUAAGCCCGUCCUAACCCAGGUUCUGGUCAUUCAUCGAAGUUGGAAACAUAAAAACUUUCAAGAGAGGCUCCUUAUCAAUGAGGUUUUGAAGAUAGUUAAAGCCAUUGAAAUAAAUUUAGAGACUUGGAUGAAGGCUUAUGAGGACACCGCCCUAUCUUCCUUCUUUGCAAUGAACAAUCAUUGGCACUUGUUCAAGCACCUAAGGGGAACUAAACUUGGGGAUCUUUUGGGAGAUUCUUGGUUAAGAGAACAUGAACAGUACAAGGACUAUUAUGCUGCAAUCUUUUUGAAAGAGAGCUGGGGUAAGCUUCCUAGUCAUUUAAGUCGGGAGGGCCUCAUUCUUUUCUCAGGUGGGCGAGCUACUGCACGUGAUCUUGUCAAGAAAAGGCUGAAAAAGUUCAAUGAAUCUUUUGAUGAAAUGUAUACGAAGCAGUCUAUGUGGGUUGUCUUGGAGAAAGAUCUGAGAGAGAAGACAUGCCAGCUUAUAGUGCAGGCAGUUGUUCCUGUUUAUCGAAGCUACAUGCAGAACUAUGGGCCCUUGGUUGAGCAAGAUUCAAGUUCCGGCAAGUAUGCAAAAUAUUCAGUGCAGACUUUGGAAAACAUGAUCAUGUCUCUUUUUCAGCCAAAGCCAGGGAGAUAUGGCAGCUUCAAAGGUAGGUCACCUGCUGGAAAGUUCAAUAAUGGUGUGCCAGAUCAUCGUCGAACUGCCUCAGCAGUUGUGUGAUUAUCUUACCUUUUUUCUUGAGGAGCCACAUGCCAGAAUUAACCCUCUUGGGUGGUUAGUCUUUCACCCUGUAUAUAUCUACAUCCUCAGGGGCCUGAAACUAUUACAUAUUAGUUGUCUUCUUAUGGUUUUUGGGCCAUGAAGUUCUUCUCUUAAGUAUUGUCAUCUACACAUGUGGCUUCUUCAUGAGGUGGAAAUUUUGAAAACUGUGGCUGAAUGUCAUGAAGAUUGAAUCCACUGCCUUGAUAAUUGUGCAAAAUGAUGGGGUCCCUUAGACUUUCAUUGCAUAAAUUGCAAGCGAGUAUAUGACCCAAAGUUCGUAUAUUAAUAUAUUCAGAUAUAGUUAUCAAUUUUUCUUUCAUGUCAACUCAAUGAUUCAGUUGCUAGAUAGGAAGCAGGAAAAACCUUAUAGCUUGCCAGAUUUAAUGUACAAUUCUUUGAUAUAAAGUGCAUCAAGAGGUCUAGCUGUGAUUGAAGUAUUUACUUGUUAGAAAUUUCAAGAAGGUAUUGGUAUCUAGGGCUGGGGCCUUAAUUAGAUCCUUGUUCUUGUUCUAAAUGGCUGACAUUUUUAAGAUCUUACAGAUGUAUUACAGCUAUGUGUAUUGAAAUUCUGGUGACAAAUAAAUUAUCUAUUAAAUUUUGGUCCUUUAA
Messenger RNA from Ziziphus jujuba (common jujube), 3091 nucleotides. Its product is annotated as exocyst complex component EXO70A1. The coding region runs from base 404 to 2440 and encodes 678 amino acids. Gene Ontology annotation, cellular component: exocyst. The transcript has 2 exons. Gene Ontology annotation, biological process: exocytosis. Gene Ontology annotation, molecular function: phosphatidylinositol-4,5-bisphosphate binding. The record is from RefSeq and is a predicted model, not a curated record. NCBI's taxonomy places the organism in Eukaryota, Viridiplantae, Streptophyta, Magnoliopsida, Rosales, Rhamnaceae.